AUGGCCACGCAAUUCCCCCUCAGCCCGCCGCCAUCACCCCGUGCUCGCCGAAAACACCCCUCAAAGCAGUCCUCAGAGCAGUCCUCAGAGCAAUUCUCGAAACAAUCGAAACAAUCCUCGGAGCAGCCUUUGAAACAAUCCUCGAGGCAAUUCUCAAACCAAUCCUCAAACCAAUCAAAACAGUCCUCAAAACAGUCCUCAAAACAGUCCUCAAAACAAUCCUCCUCCUUCGCCGCCCUCGCCGCAACUCCCCUCCCCUCGCCCACCCCAAGCUCACCCUCCCAUUCGUCUGAUACACCAGACUCCCUGCUCACAAGACUCAUCCUCACCCCCCUCCUCUUCACCUCCUUCCUGCUCUCACUCUUCCUCGUCACCGCGCGCGACCGCGCACGCCGCGCACACGCACACUCGCACACCCACACCUCCCCGUCGUCGUCGUCGGCGGCGUCGUAUGUAACCCGGCUCCGCGACGCAUGGCGCGGGACGGCGCCGUAUCAAGCCGCGCCGUAUCAAUCCGCGCCGUAUCAGUCUGCGUCCACUUCCACGUCCACUUCCACUUCCACGUUGAAUGAGGAUAAUACCGCAGCCGACGGGAGCAGGUGGUUUCUGCACAAGAAGAUCCGCCGCGUGGCGCGCGUCGAGGUCGGCGAGGCGUUUGAUGGGCAGGCGCGGGUGUUGCUGGGGAUGGGUGUUGUGGGGUUGGUUUGCGGGAUGGGGAUUUGGGUCGGAGUGUGGAGGGCUAUAGGGGGUUUGGGGGGGAGUGAGGCGUGAGGCGUGAGGCGUGAUGGAGAUGGGGGGACGGGGUGGGAUAACUACUG
Boeremia exigua is the source of this 818-nucleotide messenger RNA. RefSeq lists its product as uncharacterized. NCBI's taxonomy places the organism in Eukaryota, Fungi, Ascomycota, Dothideomycetes, Pleosporales, Didymellaceae. The transcript has 2 exons. Bases 1 to 771 code for a protein of 256 amino acids. The record is from RefSeq and is a predicted model, not a curated record.